GGAUCACACGUUCUUUUCUUUUUCGGCAAAAGCGAGACUUUGAAGGAUAAUGCAGGACAUUAUAAAUCCAAACGAAAAUCUUAUCAUACCUGAAUGGAUAAAUGAAACUUAUUUUGAACAUGUUCUCGCUAAAGACGAACCGAAUUAUGUAAAAGUGCUUAGCUUCUGCCCUGUUGCCGCCAUACCGCCUGGCGAAAACUUUACCUCUGCAAUGCUGCGCGUUUACUUUGAAUUGGAAAUGAAUGAUGGUUCAAUUAAAACAACAACUUAUAUCCUUAAGACUAUGCUACCCAAAGAUAAGGGUGGAGAUGAAAUAGCCGAGUUUGGUCUUUUUCCGAAGGAGAUGAUGAUGUACAACACAUUUUUGCCCGCCUUUGAAACUCUUUAUAAGGAGGCAGGAGAGGAUAUAAAAUUAGCACCAAAGUGUCUUCAUACAGAUGAGAGCGACGGCUGCAUUAACUUCAUUUUUGAAGAUUUGGCGAUAAAAAAAUUCAGGAACGUGGAUCGAACUAAAGGCUUAGAUUUGGAGCAUAUGAUAUGUGCCCUACAAAAGUUGGCCGAAUUUCAUGCCGCUGGCUCAACUUAUCUGGAUCAUAAUUUCUCAUUUCCAAGUGAAUUUGAUGAAGGAUUUGUAACACAUAGAGGCAAAAAGUUUCACUUUGAAGGAUAUGCAAAAAAAGAGAAGUCCUUCAAAAACUCGAUAGCCACAUGGGGCCUGCCAGACACCGAUGAGUAUAUAAAAAAUUUUCCAUCCGUUGAACAGUAUUGGGCACAGUGCUUAAGUUCAAUGGAAGUGGAUCCUGAAGAAUUUAAUACUUUAACACAUGGAGAUUUUUGGUCAAGCAACCUCAUGUGCAAUUAUAAACCAAGUGGAAGCAUUAAUCAACUUAUUUUAGUAGACUUUCAAAUUUGCAAAUGGGGUAGUCCCGCAAUUGACUUACUUUUCUUUUUAUCCUUGUCUGCUGCCAAUGACAUACGCAUAAAAAAAUUUGACUACUUUGUACGUAUUUACUGGGAUCGCCUUAUAGAAUGUCUGAAACUACUUAAGUACAAAAAAAAACUACCAAAGUUACGCGAUAUUCAUGGCUCGAUGUACAAAAAGAAUAAUUCAUUUUAUGCAUUUUUUGCUUUGUUUAAUCAUCUGCCCCUAAUUCUAUUUCCAAGCGAAAAGAAUAGUAAUUUACAUGAGCUUAUGGGUGAUAGUGAGGAAGCUGAAAGGCUUAGACAACGUAUUGCGUCCAAUCCUGCCUUAUGUGAUGUUUUAAAAGACACAUAUCCCUUCUUUUACAAUCGAGGGCUCUUUAAUUUUGAAGAUUAUGAAAAAGAACCAUAAAGCCUCAGUUAUCAGUUUGUAUUUGUGUCUUAUCUGCUUGCAAAUAA
Messenger RNA from Drosophila busckii, 1380 nucleotides. The transcript has 4 exons. NCBI's taxonomy places the organism in Eukaryota, Metazoa, Arthropoda, Insecta, Diptera, Drosophilidae. The coding region runs from base 50 to 1333 and encodes 427 amino acids. The record is from RefSeq and is a predicted model, not a curated record.